GCUUUCCCCUCCCUCUUCCCCACUACUAUCUCUGUCUCUGUUCCAGCGAUGGAGCUCUCGGCGGGCGGGAAUUUUGUUCUUCGGCGGUUGGGAUUUCUCCUGGCAAUCUCUUCUUUCCUUCAGAUCACUCUUGUGCCUCUGACAGGUGCUCAGCAGUCCAAUGCUACAACACUAAAGAUAUAUGCAGAAGGGUAUUGUUCGAUGUAUGGUAUUUGUGGACGCCGCAGCGAUGGAAAGAUUUUGAACUGCCCUUACAAUGUACCUUCUGUAAAGCCAGAUGAGUUGUUCUCAUUGAAGAUCCAGAGUUUGUGUCCAACAAUCACUGGCAAUGUCUGCUGCACUGCAGAUCAGUUUGACACAUUUCGAGGGCAAGUCCAGCAAGCAAUUCCUUUUCUUGUGGGAUGCCCAGCAUGCUUGAGGAACUUCUUAAAUCUUUUCUGCGAGCUCUCUUGCUCUCCAAAUCAAAGCCUUUUCAUCAAUGUGACUUCUGUAAUGAAGGUCAAUGAUACUUUGACUGUUGAUGGCAUAGAUUUUUAUGUAACUAGUCAGUAUGUAGAGGAGUUAUUUAAUUCAUGCAAGGAUGUGAAGUUUGGGACUAUGAACACUCGCGCGAUGGAUUUUGUUGGUGCAGGUGCUCAAAAUUACAAAGAAUGGCUUGCAUUUAUUGGUCAUCGAGCAAAUCUUAGUGAGCCAGGUUCACCAUAUGCAAUAGCCUUUCAAACAACUCUUAAUGACUCGGUCAGGAUAAAGCCUAUGAAUGUUACAGUUUAUUCAUGUGGUGACUCUUCUCUUGGCUGUUCAUGUGGUGAUUGUCCUUCAUCUUCUGUAUGCUUUGAUUCUGCUUCACCUGCUCCUCAAGAGAAACAAGCCUGUGCUAUUAGAAUUGGGUCUUUGAAGGUCAAAUGUUUGGAUUUUUCAUUAGCAAUGUUGUACUUUCUCUUAGUUUCUGCUUUUUCAGUAUGGGGUUGGUUAAACAGAAAACAAGAUAGAACAUGUCUUUCUAGAACAAAACCUUCGGUGAAUGUUAAGGGUGAAAACGAGCUCCAUUCUGUUAAUAAGCAGGAAAUUUCUGCUCAGCUUACUCAGGCAUCUGAAGAGGCUUCUCCAGUAGUUAAAAUGCUGCGUCCUUCUGUUGUUCAAGGACAUAUAUCAAAUUUCUUCAGGAUUUAUGGAUCCUUUGUCUCCAGAAAUCCAAAUCUUGUUUUGUGUUUAUCACUGGCUGUUCCCCUUCUCCUUUGCUUAGGUCUCAUCCGUUUCAAGGUUGAGACACGACCGGAAAAGCUCUGGGUGGGCCCUGGAAGUAGGGCUGUGGAAGAAAAGCAAUUUUUUGAUAGCCACCUUGCCCCUUUUUAUAGAAUUGAACAGCUCAUCUUAGCCACUGUUCCAGUUUCAAAGCGUGAUAAGCCGCCUAGUAUUGUGACCGAUAAAAAUAUAAAGCUGCUUUUUGAAAUACAGAAAAAGAUUGAUGGUCUACGGGCAAAUUUUUCUGGGUCUAUGGUAUCCCUUACUGAUAUUUGCUUGAAGCCACUUGGUGAUGAUUGUGCCACUCAGAGUGUACUACAGUAUUUCAAAAUGGAUCCAGAAAAUUAUGAUGGUUAUGGCGGGGUAAACCAUGCUGAAUAUUGUUUUCAGCAUUACUCUUCUGCAGAAACAUGUCUGAGUGCAUUUCAGGCUCCUCAGGAUCCAGCGACAGCAUUAGGGGGAUUUUCCAGAAGUAACUACUCCGAGGCUUCUGCUUUUGUGGUGACAUAUCCAGUGAACAAUGAAAUUGAUAAAACUGGCAAGGAGAAUGGAAAGGCUGUGGCUUGGGAAAAGGCUUUCAUUCAUUUAGUAAAGGAAGAGCUAGGGCCAAUGGUUCAGCUGCAAAAUCUUACACUUUCUUUUUCAUCAGAAAGUUCUAUCCAGGAAGAGCUGAAAAGAGAAAGUACCGCCGAUGUAAUAACUAUACUGAUAAGCUACCUUGUGAUGUUUGCUUACAUAUCUUUCACACUGGGUGAUACUCCUCGUAUGUCUUCCUUUCUUGUUUCAUCUAAGGUAUUGCUUGGCCUGUCAGGAGUUGUUCUUGUUAUGCUUUCUGUUCUCGGAUCAAUUGGAUUCUUUAGUGCCAUUGGAGUUAAGUCAACACUCAUUAUAAUGGAAGUGAUUCCCUUUCUUGUUUUAGCUGUUGGAGUAGAUAAUAUGUGUAUCCUUGUGCAUGCUGUUAAACGCCAACCACUAGAGUUGCCAUUAGAAGGGAGGAUAAGUAAUGCACUUAUGGAAGUUGGACCAUCAAUUACUCUUGCUAGUUUAUCUGAAGUCCUAGCCUUCGCCGUUGGUAGUUUUAUCCCAAUGCCUGCAUGCCGGGUGUUCUCCAUGUUUGCUGCAUUAGCUGUUCUUUUGGAUUUCCUUCUGCAAGUUACAGCGUUCGUUGCAUUGAUAAUCUUUGACUUUUUAAGAGCCGAAGAUGAUAGGAUUGACUGUGUUCCAUGUAUUAAACUUUCAUCUAGCAUUGACUAUAAUAAUGGUAAUGCCCAACAAGAGCUUGGAUUACUAGCACGCUAUAUGAAGGAUGUCCAUGCGCCUAUUCUUGGUCUUCUUGGAGUUAAAAUUUUAGUAAUUGCUGUAUUUGUUGGCUUUGCUUUGGCGAGCAUUGCACUCUGUACCAGACUUCAACCUGGUUUGGAGCAGAAAGUUGUCCUUCCUCAAGAUUCUUAUCUUCAGGAUUAUUUUGAUGAUCUUGCAAAGUAUCUUAGAGUGGGACCACCAUUAUAUUUUGUUGUGAAGGACUUUAAUUACAGUUUGGAGUCAAGGCACACAAACCAGAUAUGUUCCAUCAGCCAAUGUGAUUCAAACUCUCUCUUGAACGAGAUUGCAAAAGCAUCAUUGAUACCUGACUCAAGUUACAUUGCUAAGCCUGCUGCUUCAUGGCUUGAUGACUUUCUGAUAUGGCUAUCCCCAGAAGCAUUUAGUUGCUGCCGCAAGUUCGUGAAUGGGAGCUACUGUCCACCUGAUGAUCAGCCUCCUUGCUGUCAGCCUGAUGAAGGAUCAUGUGGCAUGGGCGAAAUAUGCAAAGAUUGUACCACGUGCUUCCGUUAUUCACAAUUACAUAAUGGCCGUCCAUCUACAGUACAGUUCAAGCAAAAGCUCCCAUGGUUUCUCAAUGCAUUGCCAUCCUCAGAUUGUGCUAAGGGUGGCAAAGGAGCUUACACCACUAGUGUGGACCUCACUGGUUAUGAGAGUGGAAUUAUUCAAGCAGCAUCAUUUCGUACAUACCACACUCCCCUUAAUAAACAAAGCGACUAUGUGAACUCAAUGAGAGCUGCACAGGAUUUCAGUUCCAAAAUUUCCGAUUCUUUGAAGAUGCAAAUUUUUCCAUACUCAGUGUUCUAUGUAUUCUUCGAACAAUAUCUUGAUAUAUGGAAGACAGCUUUGAUCGACAUUUCUAUUGGUCUUGGUGCCAUUUUUAUUGUUUGUCUGGUCAUUACCUGCAGCUUAUGGACUUCUGCAAUCAUUUUUAUAGUGUUGGCAAUGAUUUUAGUUGAUAUGAUGGGAGUUAUGGCUAUCCUGGAGAUCCAACUGAAUGCAGUUUCUGUUGUAAACCUUGUCAUGUCAAUAGGAAUUGCUGUUGAGUUUUGUGUACAUAUCACACAUGCAUUCUCGGCCAGCAAUGGGGAUAGGCAGACUCGGGUCAAAGAGGCUCUGAGUACCAUGGGCGCUUCUGUAUUCAGUGGAAUUACACUAACAAAGCUAGUCGGAGUGAUUGUCCUGCGUUUCUCAAGAUCAAAAAUCUUUGUGGUUUAUUAUUUUAAAAUGUAUCUAGCUCUUGUCCUUAUUGGAUUUCUGCAUGGACUCGUGUUCCUUCCAGUGGUGUUGAGCAUUUGCGGCCCUCCUUCAAGGUUCAUUCCUGUCAACAGCCAAGAAAUUCAGCCAACAACCUCAACUCAGCAAAGCUAAUCAAUUUCUAACUUCGUCAAAAUCUCAUAAUGUGGUACCCAUUUUACAUAUAUGGGGCAUUUGAAGCUUGUAUCAUGGAACCAUGUGUGUACAUAUCCAUUUUCUUUUUGCUUGUAAUAAGGCAUAUGUAGCUUGUGCCUUGUAUCAUCAUGUAAACCUGGAAACGAGAUCACAGUGCACAAGGAAAACGAACAUGAUGGAACUUUAAGCAUCAAGUGUCCAUCUAUGGUGCUCGAUUGCUCCAAAUCUGCCAGAGAAAUAUAUUCUGGUGGUGAAGAUUAAUAACAGCCUUAAUUCUAUUAAGAACUGGGAAGCGAUAUUCUCAAUAUCAAAUAAACAAACAAUAAUAUAGUCAUACUGCUCUAGGGAAAUGAUUAACGUUCAUUGUAAUCAAAAUGUUCAAAGUUCUCAGGUAGCAAGAAUUGUAACUUGCAUGGUUAUGGUUGCUGAUUUUGUUCAUUUUAUGGAUGCUGGGCUAGGAUAUCCUGAAGGAUGUAACUGGAUUUGCCCAGCAGUCCUGUCAAGUCCUUUCCAAAAUGCAAUGAUUUGUAUGAAACGGCUAGAAAGAAAUAAAUAGAGAAGACUCUGCCUGUACAGCUGAACAAUGUAGCGAGUUUUAGCAAUCCAGCUGCACCUGCAAGUGAAUACAAUCAAGUGAUGUCAUGUCACACAAGAAGAAAUGCAAAUUGUUCAAGCUUUGGGUUGCCAAGGCUUUGCUCAUCAUAUGCAGUGGGGUUGUCCAGACUUAAGUUUGAGCUGAACCUAGUUACAGUUCUUCAAACUUGAUCUAUGUCUUAAUUAAACAAGUUAGACAACUUUACGGAGCCUAUGAGCAAGCCAAACCCAAUCCAUGCAGGCUUGAGUGCUAGAGCAGCUGGUUCUCAACGACGGUUGAAUAUGAACUUGGAUGUGGGUUCUCAUGCAGGGACUGGAUUGUUGCCAUACGGAUGGUUCGCUGAUGAGUCAUGAUAUUGCUGGGGUCAAUUGAAUAUACCAAAUCAGCAAAGCACCAAGGAAUCCAGGAAUUCAUUCAUCUGGAUAUUCAGGUUUCAAUCCAGGUGGUAAUAUUGCUAGAGCUGACUUUGUCCUUUUUAGUGCAGUGAAGAGAUGGGAUGGGUAACUCUUAAACUGUCUUCAAUGGAGCUGUCGGGUGCCCCGAAAUAUCAGUUUCAAGCCAAGAAAGUGCAAUUCUUGAUUUCAAUUGGACAGCUGUUUUUUCUGAGAAAAAAGGUUCUACUUGAACAUGUUGUGGAUAUCUUUAAACCUGACUUAUAACUUUUUGCUCUUUUUGGGUUUGUUUUACCUCUGUACCGGAUUUACUUAAACCUGUCGUGUAAUUCAUGCUGCUUCAGUUAGCUCUGGCUAAAA
Messenger RNA from Elaeis guineensis (African oil palm), 5301 nucleotides. RefSeq lists its product as uncharacterized. The record is from RefSeq and is a predicted model, not a curated record. Gene Ontology annotation, cellular component: membrane. Lineage: Eukaryota; Viridiplantae; Streptophyta; Magnoliopsida; Arecales; Arecaceae. Gene Ontology annotation, molecular function: sterol binding; lipid carrier activity. Gene Ontology annotation, biological process: sterol transport.